AUGGCAUUCGAGAAAGAACCAAUGGGUGCUGCCGAUGUACAGCAUCUAGAGUCACCCUCACUAAAAUCUCACCAUGCACCUCCUCAGUUUCAACAAGGAAAUGAAGCGGUCCUCCUACGUAUUGACGCUGGUGCGGAGGCUCCGACUUCAGUGAAGCUCGCAAAAGACGGUCACACUGUGCUUUUACCUCAGCCCUCGGACGAUGUAAAUGACCCUCUCAAUUGGUCUUGGCGCAAGAAGCAUAUGAUUCUUUUCAUUGUGGCACUAUCAGCGUUCUGUGGUGAUUUUGGAUCGGGAGCCGGUAUCCCUUGUACUCUUCCUCAGGCUAUUGAAUGGGACAUGGACCCUGUACAUGUCAACUACGCCGGGAAUCUCAAUGUUAUUAUGCUAGGAGUUGGUGGUCUACUUUGGAUCCCGCCUACCUACUUUUGGGGCCGAGCACCCGUCCUCUUCUGGACCCAAGUUAUGGGCACCUUUUUUACACUAGGGUGCUGCCUUACACAAAGCUUCGAAACCUUUUACGCUCUAAGGGCCCUCAUGGGAGUUACCCUUACUGCUUGCCAGGUGAUCGGUCUGUCCUUUAUCAAAGACAUGUUCUUCUUCCACGAGCACGCGCGUAAGAUUGGUCUUUGGGCUGCUCUCUUCCUACUUUCUCCAUACUUAGGCCCACUGUUGGGUAAUUUUAUCAUUGCGGGGACUGGAAACUGGCGCUUGUGUUUCUGGCUUGUCUUUGCUGUCUGCGGAUUUGAUCUGCUUCUAAUAAUACUUUUCGCGGACGAGAGUUGGUAUCGCCGCGAUAUUCCGUAUGAGAAACAACCCGAGCGUGGCUCCAGGCUCCUACGCCUAGUAGGCACCUGGCAGAUUCGGGUCCAUCACGGGUACUUCAUGGAGCUGUGGCCAUCUGUCUACCGCCUGGUUGCCCUGUUGCUCAAGCCCGUGGUGCUUCCCACCUUGCUAUGGUAUGGACUCAGUUUCAUGUGGGCUAUCGGCAUCAAUAUCAUGUCAUCAAUCCUUCUUGGCACCCCUAAAGAAUCUGGCGGAUAUGGAUUCACCGCCCGAGGGGUUGGAUACAUCUACUUUACACCCGUGGUAGCUGUUAUCCUUGGGGAGAUUUUCGGACACUUCUUCAACGACUAUCUCGCAAACAGAUACACCAAGAAACAUCACGGAAUAUUCAAACCUGAAGCUCGACUACCAACAUGUAUGUUAGCUAUCUGUCUCAUGAUCCCAGGCUUGAUCAUUGUUGGGCAAACACUGGCCCGUUCGCUUCAUUAUUCUGCCAUCAUUAUCGGGUGGGGAAUGUACGUUUUUGGAGUCAUGCUUGGUUCGGUUGCUAUCACUGCCUAUGCGCUAGAUUGCUAUCCAAACGGUGCUGGAGAGGUCUCAGCUUGGCUCAAUUUUGCCCGCACCGUCAGUGGGUUUUCCGUUGGUUACUUCGAGGUUGCGUGGGGUACUGCCAGCGGUUAUGAUGUGUCGUUCGGAAUUCAAGCCGCAAUUGUUGCAGCAGCAGCUGUGAUAAUGGUUUUGCUUUAUAUCUUUGGCGAGCGUUUGAGGUCUCGCGGCGGUCCCUUGACAUUCAAAGGCACGUCGUGA
Venustampulla echinocandica is the source of this 1593-nucleotide messenger RNA. RefSeq lists its product as uncharacterized. Gene Ontology annotation, biological process: transmembrane transport. The transcript is spliced from 3 exons. The coding region runs from base 1 to 1593 and encodes 530 amino acids. NCBI's taxonomy places the organism in Eukaryota, Fungi, Ascomycota, Leotiomycetes, Helotiales, Pleuroascaceae. Gene Ontology annotation, molecular function: transmembrane transporter activity. The record is from RefSeq and is a predicted model, not a curated record.